Messenger RNA from Daphnia pulicaria, 1747 nucleotides. Its product is annotated as 4-aminobutyrate aminotransferase, mitochondrial-like. Gene Ontology annotation, biological process: GABA catabolic process. The record is from RefSeq and is a predicted model, not a curated record. The transcript has 7 exons. Bases 49 to 1572 code for a protein of 507 amino acids. Gene Ontology annotation, cellular component: mitochondrion. Gene Ontology annotation, molecular function: pyridoxal phosphate binding. Lineage: Eukaryota; Metazoa; Arthropoda; Branchiopoda; Diplostraca; Daphniidae.
UUUUUGUGGGUUGGCCACUGUCGAUUCCAAGUUGCAUUGAUUCAAAAAAUGGCACUGAGCAAAUUAAACUUUUUAAAUCUAAACCAGUUAACUACAAAGUCUAAUUUUUUCGCUAAUAGGUAUUAUUUGCCCAACAGUCGAAAUGUCAAGUGUUUUUCGACGGCCCUCGUUCCAGGAGAACCGUCCGGCCCCAGCGUUUUGUCGUCCAUCCCAGGGCCCAAGUCCAGGGAGAUGAUCGCCAAUUUGGACAAGAUUCAAUUCGCCAGCGCCAUUUGGUAUUUCACCGACUACAAGAAAAGUUUAGGCAAUUACAUUGUCGACGUCGACGGCAAUUCCCUGCUGGACGUCUUCAGUCAAAUCUCUUCUCUGCCCCUGGGCUACAACCAUCCGGAUUUGCAUAAAGUCAUCCAAAAUCCAGACAAUCAAAUCGCUUUCGUCAACAGGCCCGCCUUGGGCAUCUUUCCGGCUGAGGGCUGGCCGGAAAAGUUGACCAACAGUUUGCUGUCCAUCGCUCCAAAAGGACACACUCAGGUGAAUACUUUUGCCUGCGGCUCUUGCUCGAAUGAAAAUGCCUUCAAGGCAACUUUCAUGUGGUACCGCAACAAACAACGUGGCGGAGCACCAAUCACAGAUGAGGAGAACAGCAGUUGCCUAAUCAAUCGUCAACCGGGCUCAACUCCGUUCACCAUCAUGUCAUUCAAAGGUAGUUUCCACGGACAGACGCUAGGUUGCCUCACCACUACGCAUUCGAGAUCGAUUUUCAAAUUGGAUUUUCCCGCGCUGGAUUGGCCUAUCGCCAGUUUCCCGCGGUACAAGUACCCGCUGGAAGAAUUCACCGAAGAAAAUAAAGCCGAGGAUCGCAAAUGCCUGGCCGAAGUGGAAGAGGAAUUUGAACGUUUCAACAAAUCCGGCAGAUUUGUGGCCGGUGUGAUCAUCGAGCCCGUUCAAGCCGAAGGAGGUGACGUCCACGCCUCGCCGGAAUUCUUCCAGGAGCUCCAGCGCAUCACCAAAAAGAAUGGAGCAGCUCUCAUCAUCGACGAGGUCCAAACAGGUGGCGGAGCUACUGGCAAGUAUUGGUGUCAUGAGCAUUUCAACUUGCCCGAUCCAGCGGAUUUCGUCACUUUUAGCAAGAAGAUGCUCACCGGAGGAUUCUAUAGUUUACCCGAAUUCAGACCCCAGCAGGGACUCAAGAUUUUCAAUACGUGGAUGGGCGAUCCAUCGAAAGUCCUUCUGCUAGAAAAGGUUGUCGAAGUGGUCAAACGCGACAAUCUAUUGAACUUGGCCCAAGAAUCAGGCAAAAGGCUGAUGGAUGGAUUGAAGGAUCUGUCGAAAAGAUAUCCGCAGCACAUCAAGAACAACGUCCGUGGCAUCGGCACUUUUUGCGCCUUCGACUUGAGCAGCCCGCAGAAGCGCGAUGAAACUUUCGUCAAAUUGCAGCAUCACGGUGUUCAAAGUGGACCCUGCGGCGAGCAAACUCUCCGGCUGAGACCUUCGCUCGUUUUCCAGCCGCAUCACGCCGACAUUUUCCUGGACAUCCUGGAAACGGUAUUGAACGACAUCCAAACUGUCUGACAAUCAAAAUGAACAAUGAACAAUUGACAUUAUUAACGCCGCAUUUAGUUAUUAAAAAACAAAUUAAUUUGCGCAAAUCGACACAUUUGAUUUACCUGGGGAAACAAUUUCGAUGGGCGAUCAGCUUGAAAGGUCGAACGUUGUCACUUGGCAAAUUAUACGGUUCAUCUCUUGA